Molecule: messenger RNA, 754 nt
Organism: Chinchilla lanigera (long-tailed chinchilla)
Lineage: Eukaryota; Metazoa; Chordata; Mammalia; Rodentia; Chinchillidae
Gene: Csf2
Product: colony stimulating factor 2 (granulocyte-macrophage)
Exons: 4
Coding region: 13-450 (145 amino acids)
Biological process (GO): myeloid cell differentiation; immune response
Cellular component (GO): extracellular region
Molecular function (GO): granulocyte macrophage colony-stimulating factor receptor binding; cytokine activity; growth factor activity
Source: RefSeq, a predicted model, not a curated record
GUCCUCAGGAGGAUGUGGCUGCAGAACCUGCUUCUCCUUGGCACUGUGGUUUGUAGCAUCUGUGCACCCACUGACCUGCUCAGCCCUGUCACCCGGCCCUGGAAACACGUGCACGCCACCAUCAAGGAAGCCAUGAGCUUCCUGAAUCAAACUAGUGACCCAGCUGCUGUGCUGAAUGAAACCGUGGAAGUCGUCUAUGACCGGUUCGAGCCCCAGGAGCCGACGUGCCUGCAGACCCGCCUGGAGCUGUUCGAGAAGGGUCUGCGUGGCAGCCUCACCAAGCUCAAGGGCUCCUUGACCAUGAUGGCCAGGUACUACAAGCAGUACUGCCCAUCCACCCCGGAAACUUCCUGUAUGACCCAGAUUAUCACCUUCAAAAGUUUCAAAGAGAACCUCAAGGGGUUUCUGUUUGCCAUCCCUUUUGACUGCUGGGAGCCGGUGCAGGAGUGAGGCAGCAGGGCCAGCCCUAGGAGCUCGCUGCUCAGGCUGCCGCCGUCUCCGCUGGAAAGAGGCGGAAACUCAAGACCUCCCUGUGGAGGGACCAAGGGGUGGGCCACAGCCACGAAGGGGUGCUGCGGGCCUGCCACGGGCCACCUGGACCCUGCUGUGGGUGUGGGAAAUAUUUUAUACUGUCAGAAUCCGUAGUAUUUAUUUAUGUAUUUAUAUUUCUAAAAUAUUUAUUUAUUUAUUUAUUUAAGCUCAUAGUCUGUAUUUAUUCAAGAUGUUUUGCCAUAAUAAAUUAUUCACAGUCUGA